UUUGUUGCGUUGGACUAGCAGAGACCUGAAACGAAGAAAGUACUCAACACCUUGUCAAAGUUUUUGACUUUAAGAUCUGGGUACCACCUCUCACUUGGCCACUGCAUCGAAUUUGUCGCAAUUUGAUUUCAGAAGAGAAAAUUCCCAAAAAUAAAUAAGAGGGGGGAAGCUAUGGAGCAAACGCAGUGGAAGAGAAGCUCGAAGAUGUGGAUGGUUUUGGCGUGUUUGAUGAUGAGCUUCUUUAGCGGCAUUGAGUCGCUAUCGGUGACGGUAAACGACGUCGAGUGCGUCUACGAGUAUGUGCUUUAUGAGGGUGACACUAUUUCGGGGAACUUUGUUGUCGUCGACCACGAUAUUUUCUGGGGCUCCGAUCACCCUGGUAUCGAUUUCACGGUGACAUCUCCUGCUGGUAAUACAGUCCAAAAUAUCAAGGGGACCUCUGGUGACAAGUUCCAAUUUAAAGCCCCGACACAUGGAAUGUAUAAAUUCUGUUUUCACAACCCUCACUCAACACCUGAGACUGUUUCUUUCUACAUCCAUGUUGGUCAUAUUCCAUCUGAGCAUGAUCUUGCCAAAGAUGAGCAUUUGGAACACUAG
Molecule: messenger RNA, 597 nt
Organism: Arachis duranensis
Lineage: Eukaryota; Viridiplantae; Streptophyta; Magnoliopsida; Fabales; Fabaceae
Product: transmembrane emp24 domain-containing protein p24beta3-like
Exons: 1
Coding region: 172-597 (141 amino acids)
Biological process (GO): Golgi organization; endoplasmic reticulum to Golgi vesicle-mediated transport; intracellular protein transport
Cellular component (GO): endoplasmic reticulum; endoplasmic reticulum-Golgi intermediate compartment; COPII-coated ER to Golgi transport vesicle
Source: RefSeq, a predicted model, not a curated record